CGCCGCCGCCGGGGGCUCGGCUCGGCCCGGGCAGCGGCGGCUGCAGCCCCCCGGACCCCGCGCCGCCGCGGCGGGCACCGACACACAAUGCGGGACUAGGCGCGGCGCGGAAGGGCCGGCGGCGUGGGGGAGAGGCACCGCAGGCAACUCGACGCGGGGGGAGCCGGAGCUCCGGGCGUGGGGGCGGGGAGCAGGCGGCGCAGGAGAGCGCCCCGAGUCCCGGCGCGGGAGGAGGAGCGGGAGCCUCCCGGGGAGACGGCGCUCCUGGCCGCACCUGCACCCGGCGGGCGGCCGGCGCGGCCCUGCCCUUGCCCGCUGCCUCGGCUCCGCACCGGGACACAUGGAAGCCUCCUGCCGACCAGCCAAGGAUCAGCUGAGCCCUGGGGCUGAUGCUUGCCGCCACUGCUGAGAAUGGCACCGAGGCCCAGCCAGGCACCAGGACAAAGGUUAACCCGGGACACUCCUGGACAGUGACCCUGAUGUCUGUUCUGAGCCGUGCACUCAGAGGUCUGAUAAACUUGGUCUCUGGCUUUUCCUUGAUGGUGCUUUAAAAAAUGAUGAUUGGCUGCUUUCCCAAGCCCCAGAGGUCUGUCUAGCCUGAAGGCCGUUGUCUGCGUAGGGCAGACAGUCCCCCUCUGGGUCAGCAGAGAGCUCGCCUGGAAGUCACAGCAGGGAGAGCACCCCCAACGGGACAAGCUGUUUGGGAGCUGCUGGACUGGCCCCCGGGGACCUGGAGCCUUAGAUUCCACGCAGGAGCUUGCGGGGAAGGAGAAGGGCGACUAGCAGCCAGCCCCACUGGGCGCCAUGGCGUCGGCCGAGCCGCUGACGGCGCUGUCCCGCUGGUACCUGUACGCCAUCCACGGCUACUUCUGCGAGGUGAUGUUCACGGCCGCCUGGGAAUUCGUGGUGAACUUUAACUGGAAGUUCCCGGGGGUCACGAGCGUGUGGGCGCUCUUCAUCUACGGCACGUCCAUCCUCAUCGUGGAGCGCAUGUACCUGCGCCUGCGGGGCCGCUGCCCGCUGCUGCUGCGCUGCCUCAUCUACACGCUCUGGACCUACCUGUGGGAGUUCACCACCGGCCUCAUCCUGCGCCAGUUCAACGCCUGCCCCUGGGACUAUUCCCAGUUCGACUUUGACUUCAUGGGCCUCAUCACUCUGGAGUACGCCGUGCCCUGGUUCUGCGGGGCCCUCAUCAUGGAGCAGUUCAUCAUCCGCAACACCCUCCGCCUCCGCUUUGACAAGGACGCGGAGCCCGGGGAGCCCGGGGGUCCCCUGGCCCUGGCCAACGGCCACGUCAAGACGGACUGAAUGGGGCUGGUGGGCGGGGCCCGGGGCUCUCUCAUGGACACGGGGGACAGAGGUACCGAGCUGGUGGGGCUACAUCUUCUGAACAGCACAAGCCCUGGCCCGGGGCUUGCCUCAGCGCGCUAGGGCACACAUGACAUCGGCCUCCCUCCAGCACUCUCCGCGGGGGGCGGGGUGAGGUGUGGGG
Messenger RNA from Mustela lutreola (European mink), 1492 nucleotides. It is a transcript of the gene TMEM229B, whose product is annotated as transmembrane protein 229B. The transcript has 4 exons. NCBI's taxonomy places the organism in Eukaryota, Metazoa, Chordata, Mammalia, Carnivora, Mustelidae. The record is from RefSeq and is a predicted model, not a curated record. The coding region runs from base 805 to 1308 and encodes 167 amino acids.